AUGCAGCGAACCAUUAUCCUGACAGCCUUUGCCGCUCUAGUUAGCUGCAUGAUGGCGCCACCUAUAUGCCUGUCUAACAUCAUUGAGCUGGAUGCUGGCUUUUCAUUUGUCUCUGCUUCCAUUGAUGGAACCCUCACUCAGCGAUGUGAAGCAUUGGUCACCCUCGAUGAUCCGGAGUACCUUCCCGUUACGUUCACAUUUGAUGCCAGCCACUGUGACGGCCCAUUUACUGCUAGUUUCCAGAUGUCGCCCGGUUUUCCUGCCGGGGAUGGUUACGUUUUCUGGCAGUGCUCCGGUCAGUCUCCGACCUGCAAUCGCAUCCGCGUGAAGGGUGGGCACAAGGAUGCUAGCCCGGCGCUUCAACGGCAAGGAUACGUCGAAUGUGCUUCAAAGUUCACGGGUACACCAAACCUUGCUUCAUCUAUGAGCCAGACAUUGACUGCCACGUCCGGUGUCCGGGCGGAAACUGGUGGAGGGAGUCUUUCCAGGGUCAGUGGGAAAGAUGCCACUCCAACUUCGUCUACACUACCCCAGUCUACACUCCCUGCCGACAGUAUCUCAUAUGUGGCAACAUCGUCUACUACCGCCCGAAUGUCCAGAGUCUGGCCUACUGGUGCAAGGCCUACAGGAGCGUGGCCUACUGGCACAGCUUCUAAUAUACAGCAGAGCACGAGCACCUCGGUGGCAAUCAACGACGCUACUGCGAUCAACGCCCGUCAGACUGCCAUCACUUCUACGAUCUUCACUACUAUUCUGCUGACUCAAACCAUUACCUCCAUUGCUACGGUCUGCUGA
Cordyceps fumosorosea ARSEF 2679 is the source of this 795-nucleotide messenger RNA. RefSeq lists its product as hypothetical. The transcript has 3 exons. The coding region runs from base 1 to 795 and encodes 264 amino acids. The record is from RefSeq and is a predicted model, not a curated record. NCBI's taxonomy places the organism in Eukaryota, Fungi, Ascomycota, Sordariomycetes, Hypocreales, Cordycipitaceae.